AUAGUUGACAGUGACAUCCUGUGGCGCUGGCAUCGCCGUCAAAUUGCAGAGAUUUUGUGACGGGGGAUGAAUGUGUAUAAUCGUGUAUUUUUUCGUGUGAAAAAGAAGUGAAUAUUGAUGGAAAUUGAAUGAGUAUUGUGUGAAAAAAAUGUUUAACUAGUGCGUGCUGCGAGCCCAUCGACUGCAUCAAACCCAGAGUGCGGUUCUGGGUAAACGGGAGAAGGCUCCUCCUGUGUUGACCAAAGUGUUGGUGGUACUUCUUCCCUCUUCUGCUGAUUCCCACUCAAGUUGUCGCAUUUUUUCAUCCGGGGGCGCCUAAGAUUUAACCGUGUCGAGGCCCCAAGGAUAGCCACCAAGGUGGACACAGUGUUGUGCAGUGCUGUGGGCUAAAGGGGAGCAAGGGGAGUGUGAGGGCAGAGUGGAUAGGUCCACAUGCGAGUGUGGGUCACAAGGGUGACGGCUUAGUGGCUUCCGGGGGGGCAGAAAGGAGUAGUGUGGGUGUGUGUGUGGUGAGUGUGCAGAUUGAGCCCUCCGAAGAGCCCGCUCCCUCGUGCUAAAAAAAAGCAAGGGAGGCCCAGGACACAAUAAUUGGGAGAUUGCCCCCGAAAUCACCUUCCCCACAGAAUUCCACCCUGAAAAAAUGGCUUCAUCCAAUCGGGGAAUUCAGCUGGGAUCAGCGUGGUUUCAGCGAAAAAUCAACCUAAGACCGCAGCACCGUGGUGUUCAUCUUGUCACCGAAGAGAUCCUCCGGCAGAUGCCCGAACUGGGACAAUUCUCCGUGGGACUGUGUCACGUUCAAAUUUUACACACAUCCGCAAGUUUAGCGCUAAAUGAGAGCUGGGAUCCAGAUGUCAGGGACGAUAUGGAAAUGAUGCUAAAUAAAAUAGUCCCCGAAGGUUUACCUUAUCGACAUUCAUGUGAGGGACCUGAUGAUAUGCCCGCACAUGUGAAAGCCUGCUUCCUGGGCAGUUCAUUGACAAUCCCCAUCACAGACGGCAAACUGUCGCUGGGCACGUGGCAAGGUGUCUGGCUAUGUGAGCAUCGUGAUCAUGCGGGUAGUCGUAAGUUAGUGAUAACACUGUCCGGCUGUCCGAGGGAUUCGGCGCGCAGUCCCCUGUCGCCGGUAUCACCAAUUGCCUCUACGUCCAGUUAGGGAAGGCCCCGCUCCGCUCGUGACAGUCGGUAAUCGUCAGCACGAGGGAGCGAAGAGUCUCACAUUCACUACAAAACCAACAAAAUGUAAAUUGUGAAAAAGGACAGGACAGCAGCAGCACUUGAGUAACAAAAGUUUAAAAACAGGUGAGGCAAAGAAAAUGUGCUAGUAUGUUCCUUUUGAGGUGGUAUAAAGCAAAGAUCAAUCAAGGUUAAGGUAGGAUGAUUGCAUUGUGCGGGGAUUAACACUAGGAUCAGAAGUCAGAAUUUAAUUCUAAUCAAGGAAUAAUUUUGAAAGAGGACGUUUUGGACAGAAGUUUUUGCACUUUCAAACACACAUCGAUCCUCUUCAUUAGCAAUAUUAUAGAGAGAAAAAAUGAGUUAGAAAUGGGAAAGAAAAGUACUAAUGGGGAAAAGAAAAACUAGUGAUAAGCCUGUUUUAGCUUAUGGAGCUGUGAUUCUUUCAUUUCAAAGUAGGCUUUAUGAUUUGAAUUGUAAAAGGAUGAUCAACUUUAGAAAGAUUUCCAAUAGAAAAAUAUUGUAGUGAAAUAUUAAAUAAAUUUACAGAUUAUUUUUUUUUGGGAUAAAUAGAAAAAAAAUAGUGAAAACGACUAACUGAUGACCAUAAGUGCCACUAAGAAGUCGGGAUUAUAAAAGUAAGUUUUGAAGUUAUUUUUGGGUAAAUCUUGAGUAAAACUUGAGUAAAAUUUACAUGAAAGCAAAAUAAUAAAAUUCUAAUAUAAUUUAAUAAAUUUAAUAAUGAGAAAGAAUCACAGCUUCAAUUAUUAAUUAUUAUAAAGUUCAAUAUAAGAAAUGUUUUACAAACAAAAAAUGGAAGAAUAAUUAAAAAAAAACAAAUAUAUUGUUAUACUUUUUUGUCUACAACCACCAAAUUUGUAAAUUAACCAUCAAUUUAAAUUCAUUAUUAUUUUUUUAUGCGCAAAAAAAAAACAUUUCAAUAAAAUUAACUUUCGUUUCCUGGGUCAAUUCGAAAGAUAAAAAUAUAUAUUUUUUUAAAAGGGAAUCAACAUCAAUAAACCAGCCAAAAAAGAAAAA
Phlebotomus papatasi is the source of this 2208-nucleotide messenger RNA. RefSeq names its product UPF0047 protein YjbQ. The record is from RefSeq and is a predicted model, not a curated record. Lineage: Eukaryota; Metazoa; Arthropoda; Insecta; Diptera; Psychodidae. The transcript is spliced from 4 exons. The coding region runs from base 641 to 1153 and encodes 170 amino acids.